This is a messenger RNA of Penicillium antarcticum, 741 nucleotides long. RefSeq lists its product as uncharacterized. The record is from RefSeq and is a predicted model, not a curated record. The coding region runs from base 1 to 741 and encodes 246 amino acids. The transcript has 2 exons. Lineage: Eukaryota; Fungi; Ascomycota; Eurotiomycetes; Eurotiales; Aspergillaceae.
AUGAUUCAUCCAGAACUUGACUCAUUCUUGCUUUCAUUUCAUACCCUGGAAAGUCUGACUGCCAAGGGGUAUGUUCCUUCAGUACAUGCUGUGGCUAAUCAUCCAGAUCUGAAACGCCUUUGCCUGCAUGCGAUCGAGCAUCCUGAUAGAGAAAGAGAAGUUCUUAGUGGGAAGGAGAUCGGCAUCUUGGACCAGUCGUGUCCCAAUCUAACUACACUGGAGGUUGACAUGAAUACGGAUGGUGAAUGGCUAUCCAUUCAUGUCGAGCUGGGAGUCCGGCAAGUGGAGUUAGAAUGGCAAUUGCAGCAUCAGCUAAGACGACAACUAGAGCGACAAUUGAGACAGCAGCUGAGGGAGCAAUAUGCGGACGAAGACGACUCGAAGGGUAUGGAUCAAGCGGACCGGAUGCAUCUAGACGACUGGACGCACGAAUCGAUGCUGUCGGUGUUGACCGAAUUCAAAGCACACGAAUUUGGAAAGCGCUUCUUUGGUCGGAGACAUGAGCAUUCAAGUCUUGAGAAGAUAACAUUGAGGACAGGCGAGAAAUUAUGUGGAUCUUCGCGAGAACGGAGAAACUAUCUCCCCGAUGAGGGUCAGUAUGAGAAGAUUUUCGAAAUAUAUCCUCCUCCAACAAAGGAGAAUGAGCCAUUUCUCAAAGAAGUGGAGUCGGAAAGGGCUAGGAUGACUCGAGAAAUGAACGAAGGACUCGAUCGCAAGUUUGGGCCGCUCAAACGUCUCUGA